Magnusiomyces paraingens is the source of this 3912-nucleotide messenger RNA. RefSeq lists its product as uncharacterized. Gene Ontology annotation, biological process: maturation of SSU-rRNA from tricistronic rRNA transcript (SSU-rRNA, 5.8S rRNA, LSU-rRNA). The record is from RefSeq and is a predicted model, not a curated record. Gene Ontology annotation, molecular function: RNA binding; ATP binding. The coding region runs from base 1 to 3912 and encodes 1303 amino acids. The transcript is spliced from 2 exons. Gene Ontology annotation, cellular component: intracellular anatomical structure; nucleolus. Lineage: Eukaryota; Fungi; Ascomycota; Dipodascomycetes; Dipodascales; Dipodascaceae.
AUGGGAACUUACAGAAAACGUUUUAACGAGAAGGCCCGUACGGGUAUGCUCGCUAAAAAUGAAAAACUUCGCAAGAUUAGACAAAAGAGGUUUUUACAACAACCUGACGGAACUGAAGAUCAACAAGAUCAACAUGAUCUGGAAGAAGAAAAUGAAGAAGACUUUGAUCCAAAUGCUGAAAUGCUACUUCCUAUGACAGAUGCUGAAAAACUUGAAAGAAAACGAAAAAUGCAAGAGCAGCUAAUGCCUAAACAAGAAUCUUCUAUGUCACGAAAAAAGAGAAAGAGACUUGAAAAAUAUAUUGAAAAACAAGUUGAUAAAGAGGAAAAAAAGGUUCUUUUCGAAAAGCUCAAAGAGUCAAAAAUCAAUACAUCUGUUCUUAAAAGCAUGAAGACAUUAGGCGUUGGUAACGAAACCAAAAAGGAACUUAUUACCGAAGCUCUUAAGCAAGAGAGACAAGGAAUCGUAAACGAUAAAAUCACUGAUCUUUUAUAUCGCGAGCGAGAAAUUAAAGACUGGGAAGAUGAUGAAGAAAUGCGUAAAUUUGGUACAGCUCCAACUCCAGCAUUUAAAGACAGAGAAGAGGAGGAAGAAGGUGAUGAUAAUGAAAGUGAAGCUAGCGACGAUGAUCUUCCCAAAAUAUCAGGAAUCAUUGAUCAAAGACCUCGAUCAAGUGAAGGAUUUGGAUUUGCUGGGCUGAAAAAGAUACCAAAGACUACGAAACUUGAGACCAAGUCAUAUACGUGGAGAACAAAACUUGCCCUACAAAAAGCCAGGAAACAUAAAGUAGACUUGGCUGAGAUUGAUGGUGUUUCAAGUUCAGAAGAGGAAGAGGAAGAGGAAGAGGAAGAUCAAGAUGAAAAUGAUAGCUCUGAAGAAGACGGAAGCGAUAGCAAUGAUGGUGAGUCUGGGAAGGAUGAGAGCAGUGAUGAAAAUGAAGAUGACGGAGAAGUUUGGAAUGGGUUCAGCGAUGAUGAGGUUAAAACAGCAACCACCGAAGAUACUGAAGAUGCCGAAAAAAAAUCUGAUGAUGAAGACGAAAACGAAGCUGAAAAUGAAAAUGAAGAAGACGAGAAAAGUGGCUCUGAAGAAAGUGAGGUUGAUUCUGAAGAAGAAGGUGAUUCUGACGACGAAGAUUCUGAUAUCGACAUUGCCAUUGAAAAGCCAUCCAAAGGUAAAGAAUUUUUAGAAUGGGCCAAAAAGCAAAACGAACCAGAACAUGAACGAAUCGAAACUCCAAUUUACAAAGGAGAAUACAAACUUGUUGAUAGACCUGAAGAUAAAGAAGCGCUCCCCGCCGAAAUGCUAAUCAAGUCAAAAGAUCCAAACCGCAAAUCAUACUUUGUUGAGGUCCAACGACCUGAAGAAAUCCAAGAAGUCCGAAUGAAACUUCCAGUUGUUGCAGAAGAACAAAGAAUUAUGGAAGCCAUUCACAAUAAUGAUGCGGUUGUUAUUUGUGGUGAAACAGGUUCUGGUAAAACUACCCAGGUCCCUCAGUUUUUGUUUGAAGCUGGUUACGGUAGCCCCGAAAGCAAUACCCCUGGCAUGAUCGGCAUCACCCAGCCCCGUCGUGUUGCUGCAGUUAGUAUGGCUAAACGUGUUGGGCAAGAACUGGGAAACAUGGGCCAUAAGGUUGCAUACCAAAUUCGAUUUGACGCUACAGUUAAAGAAGAUACCUCUGUUAAGUUUAUGACUGAUGGUGUUUUGCUACGUGAACUUUCCAACGAUUUCACACUUUCCAAGUAUUCCGCACUUAUUAUUGAUGAAGCACACGAAAGAAAUGUCAAUACUGAUAUUUUGAUUGGUGUUUUGACCAGAGUUAUGAAGCUGCGCAACUCCAAUCCUAACCAAUACAAGCCUCUUAAACUCAUAAUCAUGUCUGCUACAUUGAGAGUUUCUGACUUUGCAGAAAAUAAGACUCUUUUCGAAACACCCCCUCCAAUCCUGAAGGUUGAUGCCAGACAAUUCCCUGUUUCUGUUCACUUCAACCGCAGAACCCCUUACAACUAUCUUGAUGAGAUUUUCCGCAAGACCAAAAAGAUUCACCAGCGUCUUCCCCGUGGUGGCAUUUUAAUUUUCUUAACCGGUCAAAAUGAAAUUACAACCAUGGUAAAACGAUUACGCAAAGCAUUCCCAUUGAAGAAGAAGGACAACAAUCAAUCUGAAGAAAAUACACCCAAGGUCAUCAUUUCUUCUAAAGAAACAACAACUGAGGCUGAAGAUAUUGAUUUUGGCAUUGACAUCAACAAUGCUGAGGUUGAUGACUUUGAUGAAAACCUCGAGGAAGAAGAGGAAGAGGAAGAGGGAUUUGAAGAAACCCUUGAGGAAGGCCAAGAUGAAAACGAUCCUCUUUAUGUUCUUCCCCUGUACUCUCUUUUGCCUACUGCUGAGCAAAUGAAGGUCUUCCAGCCCCCACCAUCUGGUGCCCGGUUAUGUGUUAUUGCAACUAACGUUGCCGAAACAAGUUUGACCAUUCCAGGGAUUCGCUACGUGGUUGAUGCUGGUCGUGCCAAGGAGCGUGUUUAUGAUGAAGCCACAAAUGUUCAAAAGUUCGUUGUUGACUGGAUCAGUAAGGCUAGUGCCCAACAGCGAUCAGGUCGUGCAGGUCGUACUGAAGCUGGUCACUGUUACCGCAUUUACUCUUCUGCAGUUUACGAAAAUGACUUUGAACAAUUUUCCAAACCAGAGAUUCUCCGCAUGCCUAUUGAAGGUCUUGUUUUGCAAAUGAAAUCUAUGGGUAUUGACAAAAUUGUUAAUUUCCCCUUCCCCACACUUCCAGAAAGAUCUGCACUUAAAAAGGGUCUCAAACUUCUCAACUAUCUGGGUGCUUUGGAUGAAAAAGAGCGGCUGACAUCUUUAGGAAAGUCAAUGAGUUUGUUUCCUCUCAGUCCAAGAUUUGCAAAAAUGCUGAUUAUUGGUAACCAGUUUGAGUGUUUGCCGUACAUUGUUGCCAUUGUUGCUGGUCUUUCCGUUGGUGACCCAUUUUUACAACAACACGAAGUUGGAAUUGCUCCUGAAACCAAAGAGGAUGGCGAUGAAGAUGAGGAAAAACAAGAAGAAAGCAUAGAGGAGAAAGAGCGCAAGCGUAAACUGAGAACAGAGUACUUCAAGGUUCAAGGCCGCUUUUCUUCUUUGGACACCAAUAGUGAUGCCCUUAAGUUACUGAGUGCUAUUGCAGCAUAUGGUUGGAGCAAGUCUCAUCAGGAUUUUUCUGACAAGCACUUUUUGCGCUACAAAAUUAUGGAAGAAAUCCACAAGCUUCGCAAGCAAAUUGCAUACAUUGUGAGUGUCAACACUCGCAUUGAUUCAAUAGAUGCCACCACUACAAUUCUGACAGCCAAGCUCAAGCCACCAAAUGCCACACAAAUUAAGGCAAUCAAGCAGAUAAUUACUGCCGGCUUUAUCGAUCAAAUUGCUGUUCGCGCCGAUGUCGUGGCAACUGAUAUUCCUCUAAAGUCCAAAACAAGAAUUAUCUCUUUUCCUUACUUUACUUUGUUCCCAUCGACCUUGCGAAAGUCAGCAAGAGAAGAGGUUGAUCCAUACGUUUACAUUCACCCUGGGUCUGUUCUCAACAUGGCUGGGUCUGGUGAGGUGCCUCCAGAGUAUCUCGUUUAUAAUACUCUGCAACUGAGUCAAAACUCGUCUUCUGAUAAAGUCAGAAUGAAGGUGCUGACCAAUGUUACUCCCAAGCAACUUGCCAAUGUUGGCAGAGAUACUGCUCUGAUAACCUACUCUAAGCCUAUUGGUGUUCCCAAGUAUUUGGAUGCUAAUAUGACUAAACGUGAGUGUAUUUUGGUUCCACGGAUGGGUGCGGCCAUUGGUACAGGUGGUGUCGGUUGGGACUUGCCGCCAUGCAAAGCCAUUCAAGUCAAGAAUGGCCUUCAUUGGGUUAAUGAAUCGCUUAGGUAUUAG